Branchiostoma floridae (Florida lancelet) is the source of this 1967-nucleotide messenger RNA. RefSeq names its product basement membrane-specific heparan sulfate proteoglycan core protein-like. Bases 38 to 1900 code for a protein of 620 amino acids. Lineage: Eukaryota; Metazoa; Chordata; Leptocardii; Amphioxiformes; Branchiostomatidae. Gene Ontology annotation, biological process: cell-cell adhesion. Gene Ontology annotation, cellular component: cell-cell junction. Gene Ontology annotation, molecular function: cell adhesion molecule binding. The transcript has 11 exons. The record is from RefSeq and is a predicted model, not a curated record.
AGUGCAUGCAGUGUCUUACCGUGCCCGUCCGGAGUCGAUGACCGUGAGAGAGGGUCAGACGGUGACGCUCAGGUGUGCCUUCAUCGGGCUGACGUCACAGAGUGUCGUCAUCUGGGAGGGGCCGCCCAACUUUAACGUCAUGUCCACAGACAGGAGGGUCGACUCGCUGUACAAGAGGCACCGCAUCACCGGGAACUCCGGAGUGGGGGAGUACAGCAUGGAGAUCGCAGAUGUGCAGGUGUCAGACGAGGGCGGCUACAGGUGUAGCACGUUAGGGCUGCAGGAAAAGGCAGAGAUGAUGUUAAACGUUAUAGUGCCAAUAAAGAAACCGCCGAAGAUCGCAGUGAGAGACUCAAGCAUUUUUGCCGGCCAAUCACUAACGCUGAGCUGCAGGACAACAGAGGGGUCGCCACUGCCUACACUGACGUGGUUCAACGGUACAGCACAGGUCAAGCAGAGAAAUAAUAAGUUGGCAGAGGGUGUGGCGAUGGCGAGCCUGGACCUGGUCCUGUCGGAACUCACCAGAUGGGAUCAUGGGCGAAACUUCACCUGCAUGGCCGAUCAAGGCUACCCUCAACUAGCAGCUGCCACUGCGUCAUCGACGAUACUCAAUGUCAAAUACUCCCCUGUUGUAAGGAUCAGGUCUCAGUCUAUUCAGGCUAGUGAAGGGGAGACGUUAGACCUGAGCUGUGACGUGGACAGCAACCCACAAGCCGCUGUCUCGUGGAGAAAACUUGGGGGAGACAUUCCAGCAAAUGCAGAAAACAGAGGCGGUACACUCCGCCUGCUGACAUUGGACAGAACUGCAGCAGGCGUGUACCAGUGCCAAGCCAACAAUGGCAUCUCCCCCAGUGGAGUCGGGUCUGCCACGUUAACUGUGCAAUAUCCUCCUCAUAUCACUUCUAACUUUAACCGUAAGACGAGUCCAUUCGUGGGACAGGAGGGUUUCUCUCUACUCUGUGAGGCGGAGGGAUAUCCGGAGCCGAGGGUGAGAUGGAGGCGGAAAGGUACAAAGCUGUACUUCGGCAACCCUCUGCAGUUCUCGCGGAUUGACUACGACAUGGAGGGAGACUACGAAUGUGUGGCUUCUAAUGGUCAGAUGAGGGAUGCUGUCAGACAAAUAUUUCUGGAUGUAAGAGGAAAGCCAUACAUCAACACGGUGAGUUUGAAAGUGUCUGUGCGGUCCGGAGACACGGCCAGACUUGUGUGUGAGAUUCUGUCCGACCCCCUUCCAGAGGAGACAAGAUGGCUGCGGCGUGGGCCCGGGCAACAGGACAAACCGGUUACAGCAAGUCAGAGACCCGGAAUCAGAGAGGAGGAAACGACGUCACCACGUGGCGUGACGAACACCUUGGUGAUUUCUCACGUGGGCCGUUCUGACGGCGGAGUUUACGUCUGCGAGACAACAAACACGUUCGGCACCUUCCAGAGGGAGUUCCACAUGGACGUCAAAGGUGAUACCAACACGCAGUCCGUAGUCAUCGCCUCCGUUACAGUUAUCGUGCUGCUGAUUCUGUUCGCCACGAUUUUCGUCUGCAUCGCCAAGAGGACGGGGUUGUCAACAGGAGUCAACAAGAGUCGCGAGAAGACCACCGGGUCAACCCUGACAGCUUCCCGGGCCCUCCCUCCCCUGCCGCCGUACCUGGACGCCCGGUCCGCCCCGGCCAUGGACCCGGACUGCGACAUGGACGGGCUCGAGCUGCAGGACUUUAACGGCACCCUCAAGCCGCGCCCUCCCCCCAGGGUGGACAAACAGCCCUACUCCAUAGGACUAUCCUAUCCAAGUUUGAUGCACCCCCUCCCUCCCUACUCCACUGUGGAGAGACAGAGGCCGGACGGGGAGGACAACAUGCUGGACUCGCCCUACCUGGAGGACCCCUGGGAAACGGAGGUCACUUAAAACACCAAAGAGGUUCAGACUUUAGUUGUAGUUGAUAUAAACAUACGACAUCUACAUUUCAAAGACA